Messenger RNA from Pygoscelis adeliae (Adelie penguin), 1182 nucleotides. It is a transcript of the gene SRPRA, whose product is annotated as signal recognition particle receptor (docking protein). NCBI's taxonomy places the organism in Eukaryota, Metazoa, Chordata, Aves, Sphenisciformes, Spheniscidae. Gene Ontology annotation, cellular component: signal recognition particle receptor complex; endoplasmic reticulum membrane. The record is from RefSeq and is a predicted model, not a curated record. The transcript is spliced from 6 exons. Gene Ontology annotation, molecular function: GTP binding; signal recognition particle binding; GTPase activity. The annotation marks the transcript as partial. Gene Ontology annotation, biological process: protein targeting to ER.
AUGCCCUUGGCCUUCUCGGCCACCUGGGCACGCUGCCGGCUCACAUCAAACGUGUAUCAAACGGAGAGGUUUUCACUUCCUCGCGAGCUAGGUGCUGCAAUUAAGUCAGCUGAAAGAGCGACGCCUUUUCGCUACGCGUCUUUGCAGGUGGGAUUUCAGAAGAUCCUGACUCUAACCUACGUCGACAAGCUGAUAGACGACGUUCACAAGGAGUUCAGGGACAAGUAUCGCAACGAGUUCCAGCAGAAAGGCGCCCUGGGCCUCCUAAACGGCACCUUUGAUUUUAAAGAUGACUUCAUGCGCCUCCUCCGGGAUGCAGAGGAGAGCAGUAAAGUCCGAGCUCCCACGGUAAUGAAGACGUUUGAGCAGUCUCUCAAGUCCCAGAAGACUGUCAAGUGUAUGAUAGAAACCCGAGGGGAGAAACCAAAGGAGAAAGUCAAGAACAAGAAGAACAAAGGUUCCAAAAAAGAGGGAACCGAAGCCGUCGCGGCGCCCGGGAAGGCGUCCGCGGGCGACAAGCAGCCCUCUGCAGCCGGGGACAGGGAGGAACUGACCAAGGAUGAAAUCCUGCAGAAGAACCGGGAGGAAUUCUUCAAGAGGCACAUGAAAGCGGGGGAGAAGGCCAGCAAAUCUCCAAAGCCCGAGGCACAGAAGGAGAAGGGGAAGAAGCCCCGAGUGUGGGAUCUGGGGAACUCUAAUGCCAAAGUACUCGAUUACAGUAACUCGGCUACCAACGGGAGCGCGGAGGCUUGUCCCGCGGAGGAAUUCGACCCCGAUACGGUAAGGAAAAGUCAGGUCACCGUGUCUGCUUUAGCGCGUCGUUCGGGGAUCGGCCGGUCUGAUGGGGACCCUGCACACCGACUCCCUCCUUCCCUUGACGCUGAUGUGUGUAGCCACCCCGGCAGCGCUAACUCCCCUCUCCCCGUCUCUUUCCCCGAAGCAAAAAACGUGGCAGCUGAGAUCGCGGUGCAGCUCUGUGAAUCGGUGGCCAAGAAGCUGGAAGGGAAGGUGAUGGGAACGUUCACCACGGUGACCUCGACGGUGAAGCAGGCCCUGCAGGAGGCUCUCGUGCAGAUCCUGCAGCCCCAGCGCCGCGUGGACGUCCUCCGCGAUGUCAUGGACGCCCAGCGCCAUCGCCGACCCUACGUGGUCACUUUCUGUGGCGUCAACGGUGUCGGGAAG